This is a messenger RNA of Leptidea sinapis, 1916 nucleotides long. RefSeq names its product protein C1orf43 homolog. The transcript is spliced from 5 exons. The record is from RefSeq and is a predicted model, not a curated record. The coding region runs from base 154 to 915 and encodes 253 amino acids. NCBI's taxonomy places the organism in Eukaryota, Metazoa, Arthropoda, Insecta, Lepidoptera, Pieridae.
CGCCAGUCGCCACCGUGAAAUAAAAGUAAUAUUUAUAAAAUACCAAAUCAAUUAUAUUUAUUUUAUUUUAAAUAAGUCAUGUCUCGCUUGAUAGUUAGUAUUUAUAGAUAUGUUAGUAUUUAAAUAAAAGUAACUUAUGUAUUUGUUUUAAUCAUGCAAGAUUUUACAAGUAUAUUAAAUAUAAUAUUCAUAAUAAGUGGUGGUGUUUUGACUUUCGUGAUUCUAUUCAUCUUCGCUAAGAGACAAAUCACAAGAUUUGCUCUUCGAUCGAGAAGAGGUCCUCAUGUCCCUAUAGGUGCUGAUGCUAAGAAAUGUUUAAAGAAAGAAAUAGAACGCAGAAUAGAGGCAGUGCCUCGCAUAAUGUAUGAGCCUAGAUUAUCAUGUGAAGAGCUGUCUCACUACAUUCUUGAACCACAGCAGCCUUAUCAUUACAGGUUCCGUGCUGUUGAUGAUGUUAAAACAUUAGAGGAGGAGAUUGCCCGACAAGACCCAAACUUACGUCGUCAUCCGCGAGAGUCACUACGAGCCUUUCUCCUCACUUCUCUUGCAGCCCCCCUUGAUGGCAAGGGUCAAAAGAUUAUACACCAAUUUUGCGACGCGUAUGAGUCAGCGCGCCACCAUCCAGCCGAAUUCGGUGAAGAGGAGUAUAGGGCAUAUAACCGUCUACUACUUAAGUUGUUGGAUGCAGCACAUCUGCUCAAAAGCGUGAGUGUGGUGAGCUCGUGCCGCAGCAGUCCACAGCGAAGGCCGCGACUGUUGGACCCAACCAGGUUGCGACCCACUCUCCCACCCACAAACCACUACACUGCCCUAGAGAACAUGCCUUCGGAACCAAAGAUUGAGGAUGAAAUAAUUAGAGUUCCCUUAAAGAACGCCACUGAGACUGGGGCAAAGCCCGACGAGACAGCAGUAUGAGGGUAGAACCAUUUCUGGAGCCAGAUAUGAUUUAUAAGGGGUGGGCACCACCACCAACUACCUAGCCAGUACAAGAAUAAACAAUCCAUGCGAAAUCACUAAAGGAAUCAUGUAAAAGCUAUUUAAAUUGAAAUUUCUGGAACGACAAAUAGAAAAUCCUUAUGCUUUUGUAAGAAAAGUAUAACAAAAAAAAUGUUACGGCCGCCGGGGCAUCUGUUAUUAAAUUAAAAUUUGUUGUUUUAGCUGCGAUUAUAAUAUACUACAAAAUUUCAAGCUGUUGUAGAGUUGUUGCGGUUUACGUGUUGAAGUACGCUGACAGGCGGACCCCGUUUUUUUUUAAUUGGGCAAGGAAAUAUAACCUGCAAAACAUCAUACAACGUUUAAUCGCUUAGCCGACGGUUCGUGCCUGCCACAAUUCAUAAAUAUUAUUAAAUUUAAGGGCUUAAAUUAUUAGCAGUGGUUCACUUCAUAAUAUUAGUUGAAACAUUACUUAGCUGCUUCUUACUUUUUUUUUUAUAUGAGAGGGGCAAGAGGCUCACGGGAUGGGGAGAGGUGAGGCAACCGGCCAUAGACAUCCGCAACAACUGGUGUGUCAAGUUAUGCGUUGCCAGCCUUUUCUAUUGAUAUAUUCUUCACAGAGUUCUUUCUUGCAUUCGUUCUAUGUAAGUGGCUUUUUAAAAUAUGAGUGUGGUUUCGAAGUCUUAAACCCAAGAAUCUAUUGUGCUCCUUGCCUAUAAAUGCUCGAGCGUACGCCCUCAGAUGUUCAUACCAUCAUAUUCUGGAAACUUACCGUUAUUUAUCUGAUAACAGCGAGGACAGCCAGUUCCUACCACAUGACCUUGCUUUGACCCGACAAGUCAAUGUUAAUAGUGGGUGAUUACAGUGUGAUAUGUGUGAACAGUGGUGAUAAUUUUAAGUAGAAAUAGAAAAUAUAAUAUAUAUUAUUUACUCAUAUAUAAUUAUAUGCUUUGUUUUUAAUAUAUAACAAUCUGUGAGAAAUA